Molecule: messenger RNA, 933 nt
Organism: Sorghum bicolor (sorghum)
Lineage: Eukaryota; Viridiplantae; Streptophyta; Magnoliopsida; Poales; Poaceae
Exons: 2
Coding region: 1-933 (310 amino acids)
Molecular function (GO): zinc ion binding; nucleic acid binding
Source: RefSeq, a predicted model, not a curated record
AUGCGCUGUGAGCAUGCUAUCAGGGGAAGGCGCACGGAACCGCCUCUUUCUCCUGAGGAAGAGAGCAAGUUCUGUGAGGCGGAUAACCUGCUCAAGCUAUCGCUCAUUAGCGUGAUAGAUGAGGGUAUGGUACCACUGUACAUGGACAUGCCUACGGGCAAGGACAUGUGGGAUGCACUGCAGGCCAAGUUCGGAGUUCGUGACGCUGGCAGUGAGCUGUACCUCAUGGAGCAGUUCUAUGACUACAAGAUGGUCGAUGACCGUUCAGUGGUAGAACAAGCUCAUGAGAUACAGAUGCUAGCCAAGGAGCUUGAGAACAACAAGUGUGUGCUUCCCCACAAGUUUGUGGCUGACGGUAUUAUCGCUAAGCUGCCACCUACUUGGAGGGACUUUGCUACAUCUCUCAAGCACAGGAGGCAAGAGUUCAGUGUGACUGAUCUAGUUGCUUCUCUCAGUGUUGAGGAGAAUGCGAGGGCAAAGGACACACGUGGCAAGAAAGUGCAGACCGAGGGAGGCACUAGCGCCAAUUUGGUGCAGAGGAGGGACCCUCAGUCCUUCCGCAACAGGAAAAACAAGAACAAGAAUCCCAACGUGAGACCACAACCUCAAGCUUUCAAGAAGAAGGCAAACAAAGAGAAGAAAGGUGGUUGUUGCUUUGUGUGCGGUAGCACUGAUCACUGGGCAAAAGAGUGCCCGGACCGCAAGGAUAAGCAGCAAAAGAAGACAGCCAACAUAGUUGUUAGCGAGGCUGGAGGAUCUGGGUAUGGAAGGACGAGGUGCCUCCCUGCUGAUGGGAAACGGUACACAUGCGGUUGUUCAUGGUGUUGGUACGGUCAAUCUGAAGUUUACUUCGGGGAAGACCGUGCAGCUGAAGAACGUGCAGCAUGUCCCUUCCAUAAAGAAGAAUCUCGUCAGCGGGUCCCUAAUGUGUAG